UGUUAUCACUCAGGCUAGGCGGACUGGAUAUGAGGUAAUUCUGUCCGCUCCAGAGUUAACUAUUCAAAGGUGUAAUACUGUCAAUCCAGCCUCUAGAAUGAUGCUACCUGAUGAGGGGAUUCCCCAUGAUUGUUUGCAACAAACUGAUAAAUUUAUGUGAGCACGAGAAGAUUUGUUAAAUGAACCUAUUACAGCUGAUUUAACAUUGUUUGUUGAUGGGUCCUGUUUUAGAGAUGAAAAGGGAUGCCAUGCGGGAUACGGCAUCGUUCAGCUUAAUCCUGCCAAUUCAGGUUUCACCACCUUGCAGACGCAGAAGGUUGAUCAGCCGUGUUCUGCUCAGUUAGCAGAAUUGAAGGCCUUGACUGCAGCCUGUAAGCUGGCAGCAGGUAAAAGGCUUAAUGUCUACACUGAUUCAGCAUAUGCAUAUGGAGUGUGUCAUGUCAGUGCUAACAUCUGGAAACAAAGAGGCUUUCAAAGAGCUGAUGGCACACCAGUGAUACAUGGAGAAGCUGUAGCACAAUUAAUAGAAGCUUUGCAGCUUCCCAGUGCAGUGGCAGUAAUCAAAUGCCCUGCCCAUCAGAAGACAGACACCUUGAUUGCUAAAGGGAAUAACUUAGCAGAUGAAGCAGCUAAGCAGGCAGCUACAGGAGACAAAAUGGCACCAUUGUUGUUACAGGAGUCACAGGAAGCACCCUUGGUGACACUGCAGUCACUUAUUGAGGCUCAGAGCGAGGUAGAUCCUCAAGAAAAAAGGUUAUGGGAAAGGAGAGGUGCAAUAAGAAGUACCAGCCCUCCACAUGAAGGGCUGUGGAGAAGCGUGCAGGGUCAGUUUGUCAUGCCAUCCUCCAUAUUGCCUAUAGCUAUACGGAAAGCGCAUGGAGUCGAUCAUUGUAAUAGACAGGAAGUUAUUAAGAGGCUAAAGGAGGCGUGGUGGUCUCCCCUUUUGAUAGCAGAAGUAAACAGAAUUUUGAACGAGUGUGAAAUAUGUGCAAAAAAUAAUGUGAGAAAAAGCUUUUCAGCACCUCUGGCACAUAUCCCACCCCCGGAUGGGCCGUUUCGACAUCUAGUGAUUGAUUUUAUUGACAUGGGGAUGGAGAAUAGGCGAGAAGGGAUGAGAUAUGUUCUUGUUGUAGUGUGCAGGUUCAGUAGGUGGGUGGAAGCAACACCCACCCGUGCACCAGACCAUAAGUCUGUUGCCAAGUUCUUGAGUAGAGAGGUUUUUCCUAGAUUUGGGUUACCGGACACCAUUUCUUCUGAUAACGGGCCACACUUUGUUUCUCAAGUCAUACAAGUGAUGUUGAAACUGUUGGGCAUAAAACAGAAGUUUGGCUGUGUGUAUCAUCCUCAGUCACAGGGAAGUGUAGAACGGCAGAAUGGCAUUAUUAAGGCGAAAAUCACCAAAAUUAUAGCAGAUGUGGUGAAAGGAAGUGGAGAAAAGCUAAGUUGGUUGCAAGCUUUGCCUUUGGCUCUCAUGUGUAUGAGAUCUCAAACUAACAGAACUAUGUGUUUAAGUCCUCACGAGUUGCUCACAGGAAGGCCGAUGCCCCUUCCGUACUAUCGAGGGCCUUAUGAAGGCCCUUCAUUAGAGCAAUUAGAAAAUGAAAUGGGAAGUUAUUUGCGACAACUAACUAGAAUACAUAAAGUUAUCUUUCAACAGGUGAAAGGAGCCACAGCGGACCGAGACGCAGAGAUUCCUGACCAUCUGCUGACCAUAUGGCCAGGCGACCAGGUGUACUUGAAAGUGAUUAAGAGAAGAUAAACAGUAAUGGCAGAAUCAGGAGUGAAGAUAGAGUAUUCAGACAGCCCUACUAGGCCUGGGACCAGUUCAUCACCGGAGAGACCCUUGUGGCGCCCAACCGCAGCCAACCAGCCAGAGGUCCCGCCCGACGUCAAAGUGGGGAAGUUUUGGCUUCAGCGGUUGGCAUCCAUUCAUCCUGCAUCCGCCCAGGGGGGGCAGCCAGAGCCACAGAGGGCACCUCUCUGGACCCUAGUUCCAGAGCCUCGCGCGCCUACAUCACCGAUGACACCGCCACAGUCUCCUGUCUAUUCUGGAUCCUCAACACCACCUACUCCCAGGGCCUUAACGCCAAUUCCAGAGUCUCAGAGGUCACCCAGACCGGGGCCAAGCCACUCUCAAAGCCCAUACAGACCUCCGAUCGUCGACCUUCUGUCAUUAAGCCCCGUGUCCACUGCCAGCAUGACCUAUGAGCAUUCCGGACGUGAUGAAGGGUCUACACGUUCUAACACCCCUGUCCAGGGAAGGGCAGCUGAGUCUACAGUGACAGCGUGGGGAGAUGUUGCUGAUUCCACUGUGCAAGAACACCUUAUGCAACUCCCCAAGCCUGAAUUCCAAAGAGAAAUUCGAAAGCUGCCUACAAGCUGGGCCCAGGAGAUCAAAAGGAAAAGAAAUAAUUACAAUGCCCGCUGUCAGUAUGCUCAACGCAAGCAGAUGUAUGCAACCGCCCUGCAGACCACAGAGCAAUAUGCCCAUCAUCUCAUUCGCCAAAACGAUGCGUGGGAGCGGGCUUGGGAGAGGAGCACCCACGAGUUGGGUGAGGUGAGAGUUGAGAAUGCCCGCUACACUGAGAGGAAUGCUGAUCUGAUGCGAGAGGUGGCUGAACUACGAAAGCAAGUGAAAGGUCAGGAAGAUCAUUCCAACUUCAUCACUCGCAAGUUGUCUGAAGCCCUUCACACCAUUGGAGCCCAGGGUAAAGAGAUCCAGAGACUCACUGCUGAAAAUGUCAGGCUUCAGGUGGUCAAUGACCAACUCAUGGCUAAUAAGGGAGUUGGUGGAGAAAGUGCUCCUGCACGCCAAUCAGUGGGUGGGGAGUAAGGCCAUGAAAGGACUGAAAGUCUGGCUUGAAUGAUGCCAUAUACUGUGAUUAUGCAUAAUAUGUAACUUGAAAUAUAUAUUCAUCUCAUGUGUCUUACUUAUACAUCCUAUGCCUUAAUUAGCAGUUAACAUAUAUCUAUUAGUUGAUCUUUCUUAUUUUGAAUUCUAUCAUAAUUGAUGACAAUCACAGUGUGUUAUGCAAGGUGCUCUGCAAUUGUGGAUGAACAAUACUAUGGCCAUGGCAGGUUGGAUUUUGUGUGUUUCAUGUCGCCUUUGCUUAGCACCUGCUGUUGAUUAUCUUGUCUACUCAUUAAACUAUGUAAGGAGCUUGCUUUAAAGUAUGUUAGCAAAAAAACAGCACACGCCGUAGUUAGAUACUCACCAUUUUUGUUUUUCAUAUUAUGGGGUUUUUAGGUGGUACCUCCAGGUACCACAGGGGGGAAUGUAGUGGAUUUUUGUAUGACAUGUAUACCUAUAAAUCUAACAUGAUGGAGUUUUGUACCUAUAUAUCUAUCUGAAUAUAUAUAUUCUAACUUUCAUGUGGAGUUUUAGGCAUGCAGUGGUUCACACACACACACACACACACACCCACACAAACACACACACACACCCACAAGUCAUGCAGCACACUCAUGAGGCAUAUCUUCACUGUCCUGUACACACACACACACUAUAAACCUACACUGGAGUGUUUUAUUUUAUGUUAUGCAUUUAACUCAUAUAUUUGAUGUAGUUAGGCCAAGUAUUAUUCACAUUAAUAUCAUAAUUAUCUUUUAUAAACUAUGCUAUUUGCUGUACUAAUGUGUGACCUUUGACCACGUUGUGACCUAUUGUCAGAGGGUAAAGCAAAGGGUUAACCUAGGGGUGUCACUUUGGACCGGGCGUUCAGCCAGCGCCCGGUGUGAACUCUGGCCGGCAUUUGACCCUGCACCUGCUCCUGGGUGCGUGGGAAAGUUACUCAGCAGCAGGAGGUGGGACUACUGGUACCUUUAAAAGGGGGCCGGGGACAGCCCUCUGGGCUUUUUCCUGCUGUCUGUCCGUGGGGUUGGUCCCUACCUGCAUGCGCUUAUUGCGAACAC
Molecule: messenger RNA, 3912 nt
Organism: Oreochromis aureus
Lineage: Eukaryota; Metazoa; Chordata; Actinopteri; Cichliformes; Cichlidae
Exons: 2
Coding region: 656-1759 (367 amino acids)
Biological process (GO): DNA integration
Molecular function (GO): nucleic acid binding
Source: RefSeq, a predicted model, not a curated record